Acipenser ruthenus (sterlet) is the source of this 3092-nucleotide messenger RNA. RefSeq names its product arylsulfatase I-like. The transcript is spliced from 2 exons. NCBI's taxonomy places the organism in Eukaryota, Metazoa, Chordata, Actinopteri, Acipenseriformes, Acipenseridae. The coding region runs from base 559 to 2277 and encodes 572 amino acids. The record is from RefSeq and is a predicted model, not a curated record.
AACAACAUUGAAUGGGUAUUUUAAUUCUGCCAAAACUGUUUACUUUCAGGGUCGCUUUCAAGUAUCAACUUUUUGAUAGAAGGAUCUGUGCUUAAUGAAACAAUACCUUUAUUUUGGACGUUUAUUUCGUGGGUUUGUUAAAUAAUCAUUUUUUUGUUAAACAAUCUUUAACAACUAUUAAGCGAGAACUUUUCAAUAGUCAUUUUUAAAAGUUUUUAAGUUUUUUUCCCCUUAUUUUUAGUUUUUUAAAGGCUGUUUCAUUAUACUGUAACGGAUCGUUUACAAUUUUUUCCUAUUUUAACUUGAUCUUAUAAUGCAGAUCUCUCUCGGCUUUAUUACAAUAAGACAUUUGCCUCAAUGCAUAUUCUUAAUAGAACUAUUGUAUAAUAAAUCAUAAACUAUAAAUAUAUAUAUAUAUAUAUAUAUAUAUUGCAAACAUAUUUUGAUUCGUUGCAACUCGAUAUAUUAUUAAUAAAUACGUACAUAUUUUAUUUAGUUUGUAUUUAUUUUGCUAUUUUUAUUUUACAAUGUAUACUCUUUAAGUUCAUUUUGUGCGCCAUGGCAGUGUAUGCCCUGACCGGGUUCUCCCUUGUCAGUUUGAUAAGUUUUGGUUACGUGUCUUGGGACUGGAUGAAGCCUACCCUGAUGGAAAAUGAACCUGCUGAAGACUACUCGGACAAAGCGUCGGACUUCGCCCCAAAACCGCCACCCCAUAUUAUCUUCAUUUUGACCGAUGACCAGGGCUUUCACGAUAUCGGAUACCACGGGUCAGAAAUUCAGACUCCGACAUUGGAUAAGCUUGCAGCAGAGGGAGUGAAACUUGAGAAUUACUACAUCCAGCCCAUAUGUACCCCAUCCAGGAGUCAACUCAUCACAGGCAGGUAUCAAAUCCACACCGGGCUGCAGCACUCCAUCAUCCGGCCUCGACAGCCUAACUGCUUGCCCUUCAACCAUGUCACUCUACCCCAGAAGCUGCAAGAGGCUGGCUAUUCCACCCACAUGGUGGGCAAGUGGCACCUGGGCUUCUACAAGAAGGAGUGUUUGCCCACACGGCGAGGGUUCGACUCCUUCUUUGGCUCGCUGACGGGUAGUGUGGACUACUACACCUAUGACUCUUGUGAUGGGCCUGGUCAGUGUGGCUAUGACCUGCAUGAGGGUGAGGGUGUGGCGUGGGGGCAAAGUGGCAAGUACUCCACUCAGUUCUACACCCAGCGAGUCAACAAGAUCCUGGCCACCCACGACCCUCGCCAGCCCAUCUUCGUCUACCUGUCCUUCCAGGCUGUGCACACCCCGCUGCAGUCACCCAAGGAAUACAUCUACAAGUACAGGGGAAUGGGCAAUGUGGCCAGACGCAAGUACGCCGCCAUGGUCUCUUGCAUGGAUGAAGCAGUGAAGAAUGUAACUUAUGCCCUACGCAUGUAUGGCUACUACAAAAACAGUGUUAUUGUCUUCUCUACCGAUAACGGUGGACAGCCUUUUUCGGGAGGCAGCAAUUGGCCUCUUAGGGGGCGCAAAGGUACCUACUGGGAAGGUGGGAUAAGAGGCCUUGGGUUUGUGCAUAGCCCACUCAUCAAACGCAAGAGGCGGGUUAGCAAGGCCUUGAUCCAUAUCACGGAUUGGUACCCAACCCUGGUGGGGCUUGCAGGGGGUAAUAUGUCAGAAUCUGAGGGCUUGGAUGGGUACAAUUUGUGGCCGACCAUCAGCGAGGGUAAAGAGUCACCACGCAAGGAGAUCCUCCAUAACAUUGAUCCCCUCUACAACCAUGCAAAAUACGGCUCCUGGGAGGAAGGCCAUCGGAUCUGGAACACUGCUGUCCAAGCUUCAAUCAGGGUUGGGGAUUGGAAGCUGCUGACUGGGGACCCUGGAUACAGCGACUGGAUCCCACCCCAGACCCAAGCCAACUUCCCAGGGAGCUGGUGGAACCUGGAGAGGCGCACGGACAUCCAGAAGUCGGUCUGGCUUUUCAACAUCACCGGAGACCCCUACGAACGCUAUGACCUCUCGGAACAGAAAAGGGAAGUGGUGAAGGAGCUGCUGGCUCGGCUAGCCCACUACAACCACACCGCCAUCCCAGUCCGCUACCCUGCUGAGGACCCUCGUGCCUCCCCGGAACUGAACGGGGGGGCCUGGGGGCCAUGGGCUGGGGAGGAGGAAGAGGACAACUGGGACGAGGCUUUACCGAAAAAGAGCAAAACCAAAAAGAAGAAAUGCAAGUUGUGCAAACUGAGGUCCUUCUUCAGAAAACUGAACACUAGAAUAAUGUCAAACAGAAUAUAGAGACUAUGCAGAUGUGGGUACUUUAUCACGAUAGCCCAUUAAUUUAUUUUGAUUCCAUUAGCACUGCAGUAUAACACCACUCACUUAAUAGAACCCUAAGAGUACAAUACAAGACAUUCUUCUGUAGCAUGUUUUAUAAGGCACUUUACAAAUUGAACAAAGCAAAAAACCUUGACAAAAUAGUAAAAUCUUAAACUUAAAAGAUGUGAACAGUGCUUGCAUAACAACAGUAACCAGUCAGUGAAUUUACCAUUUUAUUCUGAGUACAGUUCUAUUCGGGCUAAUAGUACCUUCUCAAAAGCACUUGAAUGUGUCACUAACUCUUCAGUAGGGUACUUUUGAUCACUUUAGAAAUCACAGACAAUGUUUUCUGGUGUCGUGUAGUAAGCCUAUAUCACCUGUUUAUUAAACACUUUAUUGUUACAUUUACUGCUGUGUAAAGCUUAAAGCUGCAAUACCUCUUCAACCACCUAAAUGUCAGUAUUUAUACUUUUUUUUUUUUUUUUUUUUAGGGUAAUUCAAAACCUUGACACAAAUUCCUUUAAGAUUAUUAAGUAGCAUGAAGAAUGUAAGUGUUAUCAAUUUAUCAAGUUUAGAAUUCCUUUCUGGAAAUUUCUUUUUUUACUGUUUUUUCAGCAGUAGUACCAAAUACAUUAAAAAUGUUUGCACAAAAAUGAUAUAGGUUCUUGGUAAACCUUGGAAACUUGCAGGUUUUCAGAAAUUCAAUCACAAGUUUGAUCAGACACUACUUUUUGUACAGCAUUUGGACAUACAGUAUAAAACAAAUGCAAGGAAUAAGAAAUAUAACUUUUUUU